This is a messenger RNA of Erigeron canadensis, 2025 nucleotides long. RefSeq lists its product as uncharacterized. The coding region runs from base 1 to 2025 and encodes 674 amino acids. Gene Ontology annotation, molecular function: protein binding. The transcript is spliced from 7 exons. The record is from RefSeq and is a predicted model, not a curated record. NCBI's taxonomy places the organism in Eukaryota, Viridiplantae, Streptophyta, Magnoliopsida, Asterales, Asteraceae.
AUGACUAUUUAUUCGACCAUCAUGGAUGCUACAUAUUUGAUACCCUUCGGCUAUACCGCUUUACAAGAACGCAAAAUAAGAACAGAUAUACAAGUGGUAACUGUAAGUGCAAACAUAGACAACAAAUUGUACAAAGCUACUAUCGCAGGGCAUUGGUGGAAAGCUAAAGCUAUACUGGAAACCCAUAAAGAUGCAGUCAGAGUUGCUAUCAGCGUUAAUGGCAACACAAUGCUUCACUUAGCUGUUGAAAAGGGCCAGAAUUCAUUUGUUGAGAACUUGCUCAACUUUAUGCUGAAUAAAAAAGAUAUUGAAAUUAAAAACUCAGAUGGCCAAACAGCUCUUCACAUUGCUGCCAUAGUUGGCAACAAAUGCGCGGCCGAACUCUUGGUUCAGAUGAGGAAAGAACUGUUAAAUAUUACAGAUCAGAAAGCACACGUGCCAUUAUUCAGUGCUUAUCAUGGUAUGAAGCUAAAUACGUAUGUAUAUCUGUUGGAGGCCACAGAGGCUGCUAGAACCUCAUUUCAACCUCCUCAAUUAAGCCUUUAUCCAGACUCUUAUACCCAAAAUCUUGUCAAAUUAAUCAUCACUGCUAUUUUUACUAAACAAUAUGAUUUAGCAUCAAAAAUGAUCAAGAAAUAUCCUCACUUUGCUACAAGAAAUGAUCAGAUAUUGAUGGCGAUAGCUAUAACCUUUCCAACUGGUCAUGGCUUCCAGGAAGGAUUGGCAUAUCCAUCUUCAAAAAAAACAUAUCAUAAAAUAGUUGAUAGAAACUUUUUGCUACUUCAUUCGUUCGAUGUUUUCUAUAAACUUGAUGAAGACAUUUUAUGGAAGACGAGAGGCUUCAGAAACACUUAUUACAGCUGUCCCAAUUGCCAUACUUUAUUCAAUAUCUCACUUGAUAUGGCUCCUCAUGCUAGUGCUUCUUUGGCCAUGCUUUAUGUUGUAUGGUAUCCUGUGGAAGUGCCUCCGUUCAAGAAUGUAGAGAAGAUGAAAAAAGAGUACAAAGAAGCUAAAGAAAUCUUGACGUUGAUAUGUGAUCAGAUUGACACGUUAAGUGGAGAUCGCCCUCCCCCUUACAGUGGGCCAAUUCUUGAGGCUGUACGUCAAGGGGCUUAUGAGGUUGUUGAUGAAAUUCUCUGGAGGUUACCUGAUACGAUUGACUGUAAGGAUCAAGAAGGGCAUAACGUUAUUCAGUUAGCAAUAAUUAAUCGUUCAGAGAAAGUAUAUAACCUUAUCUAUCACAGAAUUAAGCAUAACGAGUCUUAUAGAACAAUGGUGGAUUCUUCGAAGAACAAUCUGGUGCACUUGGUCGGAAGAUUGGCACCUUCAUUUGUACUUGAUCGUACAACAGGUGCAGCACUGCAACUACAACGAGAGCUUCAAUGGCGUAAGGAAGUGGAGAAGUUCAUGUUACCUACAGAACUUAUAGAAAAAAAUAUCUAUAUGGAGACCCCAGAUAUGGUUUUUACAAGGCAGCAUGCGGAUUUGGUGAAGGAGGGGGAAAAGUGGAUGAAAACAACAGCCGAGUCAUGUAGCAUCACUGCUGCACUUAUUGUUACAAUUGUAUUUGCAGCAGCAAUUACUGUACCAGGUGGAAGCAAUCAAGGAACGGGCAUUCCCUUAUUUAAAGAAGAAAUCGCCUUCACUAUCUUUGCAGUAUCUGAUGCAAUCUCAUUAGCUGCAGCUGCUACCGCACUAUUAGUGUUCUUAUCAAUCCUUACUACACGUUUUGCUGAAAAAGAUUUUUUGGUUAGUUUACCAAGACGGAUGAUUAUUGGUCUGUGCAUAUUAUUCCUCUCUACAGCAGCAAUGAUGGUGGCUUUUGGUGCAAUCUUGUUCCUUGUGUUUUGUGAUCAAAGACCAUGGAUGCUUGCACCAAUAGGUAUAUGCACUUGCUCACCUAUUGCAGUUAUUGUUUUUCUACAGUCCCCUCUAGUGGUAGACCUAAUCUUAUCUACAUAUUCUCCCAUCUUUGGUAAGAAAAGUUAUCUUGAUAGUUGUAAAACUAAUCCAAACAACAUAUGA